Molecule: messenger RNA, 1748 nt
Organism: Rosa chinensis
Lineage: Eukaryota; Viridiplantae; Streptophyta; Magnoliopsida; Rosales; Rosaceae
Product: probable galacturonosyltransferase-like 3
Exons: 1
Coding region: 148-1242 (364 amino acids)
Cellular component (GO): Golgi apparatus
Molecular function (GO): glycosyltransferase activity
Source: RefSeq, a predicted model, not a curated record
AGCCUGGAUUUUGCCCCUCAUUCCUUUCCUAUUCGCAAGAAAUCAAAAAGCAUCAAUCUCCAUUACACUCAAUUCCCCCGCCGGUCCUACACGGAAAUGACCAAACUACCCCCAAUCGAAGCCUAAAAGGAGUAAAGCCAAUAAGCCAUGGUGUCCUUAUUCCCAUUCUCUCACUCCACCAGAGUAGCGCAGAUGCCACCAAAUCAUCACCGCCGACUCUGCGCAUUCCUCCUCGUCCUCGCCGCGGGCGUACAUUUUCCGGCUGAAACCGCCGCCGUGGAGCUCCCGAAGUUCCGGGAAGCGCCUGCAUUCCGGAAUGGCCGCGGGUGCCCCCGGACGGCGUGGUCCUCGCUGGACGCGCACUCCCACAACCCCUCCAUCAUCCACAUCGCCAUGACCUUGGACUCCACCUACCUCCGCGGCUCCGUCGCCGGCGUCUUCUCCGUCCUCCAGCACGCCACGUGUCCCGAGAACAUCGUCUUCCACUUCAUCUCCACGCGCCACCGCCGCGACGACCUGCGCCGCGUCAUCACCGCCACCUUCCCCUACCUCAAGUUCCGCCUCUACCACUUCGACUGCAACCUCGUCAAGGGCAAGAUCUCGUACUCGGUGCGACGCGCGCUCGACCAGCCGCUCAACUACGCGCGCAUCUACCUCGCGGAUCUCCUCCCCUCCGGCGUACGCCGCAUCAUCUACUUCGACUCGGACCUGAUCGUCGUCGACGACGUGGCGAAGCUCUGGCGCAUCAACCUCGGGCGGCGCGUGCUGGGCGCGCCGGAGUACUGCCACGCGAACUUCACCAACUACUUCACCCCGAAGUUCUGGUCAAACGCUGCGCUGGCGGCGGAGUUCUCGGGGCGGAGCGCGUGCUAUUUCAACACGGGGGUGAUGGUGAUCGAUCUGUGGAAGUGGAGGGAGGGCAAGUACACGGAGAAGCUGGAGCACUGGAUGAGCGUGCAGAAACGGCACCGUAUUUACGAGCUGGGGUCGCUGCCGCCGUUUCUGUUGGUUUUCGCGGGUGACGUGGAGGGGGUGGAGCACAGGUGGAACCAGCACGGACUCGGCGGUGACAACCUGGAAGGGCUCUGUAGGGACCUCCACCCGGGCCCGGUCAGCCUCCUCCAUUGGAGCGGUAAGGGCAAGCCCUGGCUCCGAUUGGACUCCAAAAGGCCCUGUCCCUUGGAUAGCCUCUGGGCCCCGUACGACCUCUUUCGUCACUCCUCUCUCUUCGCUGAUAGCUGAUGACGACGGCGCGUCGUGUUUCACGGAGGCUCUGCGGGCAGUUACUGGUGGGGGUAAAAAUACCCGACAAUGUGGAUCUUGUCUGGGCUGGUCAAAGGCAGACGGGAGUUACUGCCGUUGAUUGAAGCAGAAAAGGGUAAAAGAAAAAAUGGGUUUGAAAUUUUGAUGAAUGGUGAAUGGGAAAAAAAAUACCAGAGGGCGGUAAAGUAAUGUGGCUUUUUAUUUUUUUACUGCAUGUGGUUAGUGAAGAUUCGGAAUUCGAUGGGGUGCAAGACUACAAGAUUGAGGCUUUUUGGGUUUUGGUUUUAGUGAAGGUUUAUAGAUAGCGGAAUAGUGGGUGUAUGGACUAUAUGAAGGUGCGGGGUGUGGCCACUUUUCACUAUUGAUCAACUAGAUUAAUCAUUGCUUAAAGUUACAUCCCCAUCUGUGUAGUAGUCCUGUAAAUACAAUCGCUUUAAUUUUUUGUAUUUCGAUGUGGUCAAAAUUAAGAAUUCUUAACAUUAGUA